Molecule: messenger RNA, 3930 nt
Organism: Pelobates fuscus (common spadefoot toad)
Lineage: Eukaryota; Metazoa; Chordata; Amphibia; Anura; Pelobatidae
Gene: DDX23
Product: DEAD-box helicase 23
Exons: 18
Coding region: 147-2552 (801 amino acids)
Biological process (GO): mRNA splicing, via spliceosome
Cellular component (GO): catalytic step 2 spliceosome
Molecular function (GO): RNA binding; ATP binding; RNA helicase activity
Source: RefSeq, a predicted model, not a curated record
CGGCAUGCAUCUGAGUGGUGUAAGAUGGCGGCGUUAGAUGAAACGGAACUAUAACGUUAGAGACCAAGUAAACCGAGGUGAAAAAUCUUUAUACUAUUGAGGUUUUGAGCAAAUAAAACCUGAAAUAGGUUUUGAUCCCUUGCAAGAUGGCAGGGGAACUAACUGAAAAGAGGGACCGUGAGUUGUCUCCAUCCAAGGAGCGUAAGCGGUCCCGUUCCCGAUCUGCUGAAAGAGAACGUGAUAGGAAAGGCUCACCCUCCAAAGACCGAAAAAGGCACCGCUCUCGGGAACGAAGAAGAUCUCGUAGCCAUUCGCGUUCACGCUCUAAAUCCAACGAGAGAGAUAGAAGACAAAAAGACAGAAAGAAAGAAACUCACCGUCGAGACAAGGACAGAAAGCGAUCCAGGACUCCUUCUCCCAGCCGAGGAAAGGAUUCGAAGGUGAAAAAAGAAAAGGAGAUAAAGAAAGAAGAUGAUGAAAGCCAGACAGACAAGAAAACAAAGGCACAGCCUCUGUCUCUCGAAGAGUUGUUGGCCAAGAAGAAACAAGAGGAGGAAGCGGAGGCUAAGCCAAAGUUCCUUUCUAAAGCGGACAGGGCGGCUGAAGCUAUUAAGCGAAGGCAGAUGGAAGUAGAGGAGAAACAGAAGCUACUGGAAGAGGAACGGAAGAAAAGGAAGCAGUUUCAAGAGAUUGGCAGGAGAAUGAUGGAGGAUCCGCAGGAAAGGGAACGAAGAGAACGCAGAGAGAGAAUAGAAAGGGAGAACAAUGGUAACGAGGAUGAUGAAGGAAGGAUAAAAGUCCGUGAGGAGAAAGACAAAACUAAAGAGCUCCAAGCCAUAAAGGAGCGUUAUUUGGGAGGUAUAAAGAAGAGGAGACGGACUCGGCAUUUGAAUGACCGAAAAUUUGUGUUUGAAUGGGAUGCCUCUGAAGAUACAUCAAUUGAUUAUAACCCACUGUACAAAGAGCGUCACCAUGUUCAACUGCUUGGCCGUGGCUUCAUUGCAGGUGUAGAUCUGAAACAACAGAAGCGCGAACAGUCCCGGUUCUAUGGUGAUCUCAUGGAAAAGAGACGGACUAUUGAGGAGAAGGAGCAGGAAGAAGUGAGACUCCAUAAACUUAGAAAGAAGGAAGCAAAACAGCGAUGGGAUGACAGACACUGGUCUCAAAAGAAGCUGGAUGAAAUGACUGACCGAGACUGGCGUAUCUUCAGAGAGGACUACAGCAUUACCACAAAGGGUGGCAAGAUCCCCAAUCCUAUACGAUCUUGGAUCGAUUCUUCACUGCCCCCACAUAUCCUGGAAGUUAUUGAUAAGUGUGGAUACAAGGAACCAACACCUAUCCAAAGACAAGCCAUUCCUAUUGGAUUACAGAACCGUGAUAUUAUUGGUGUGGCUGAGACUGGCAGUGGUAAGACUGCAGCCUUCCUUAUUCCCUUGUUGGUCUGGAUCACAACCCUUCCCAAAAUUGACAGGAUUGAAGAAUCUGACCAAGGACCAUAUGCAAUCAUUCUGGCUCCUACAAGAGAGUUGGCACAACAAAUUGAAGAGGAAACUAUUAAGUUUGGAAAGCCACUUGGAAUUCGUACUGUUGCUGUUAUAGGAGGCAUCUCUCGUGAAGAUCAGGGCUUCCGUCUAAGAAUGGGCUGUGAGAUUGUAAUUGCUACCCCUGGUCGUCUGAUAGAUGUGCUGGAAAAUCGAUAUUUAGUUCUGAGUCGUUGUACAUAUGUGGUACUGGAUGAAGCUGACCGUAUGAUUGACAUGGGUUUCGAGCCUGAUGUCCAGAAGAUUCUGGAACAUGUGCCAGUCACCAACCAGAAGCCAGAUACGGAUGAGGCUGAAGACCCAGAAAAAAUGAUUGCCAAUUUUGAGUCUGGAAAGCACAAGUACAGACAGACUGUCAUGUUUACAGCAACCAUGCCCCCUGCUGUAGAACGUUUGGCAAGAAGUUAUCUGCGCCGUCCUGCAGUGGUUUACAUUGGCUCAGCUGGCAAACCUCAUGAGAGAGUUGAACAAAGAGUGUUCCUCAUGUCUGAAGGCGAAAAGAGGAAGAAAUUGCUUAACUUCCUCGAGAAAGGAUUUGAGCCACCAAUCAUCAUCUUUGUCAACCAAAAGAAGGGUUGCGAUGUGUUGGCUAAGUCACUCGAGAAGAUGGGGUACAAUGCCUGUACUCUCCAUGGUGGUAAAGGUCAGGAACAGAGAGAAUUUGCUCUGUCUAACCUCAAGUCUGGAGCUAAGGAUAUCCUGGUGGCCACAGAUGUGGCUGGUCGAGGUAUCGAUAUUCAUGAUGUUUCCACUGUGGUCAACUAUGACAUGGCUAAAAAUAUUGAAGAUUAUAUCCAUCGUAUUGGAAGAACGGGCAGAGCUGGAAAGAGUGGUGUUGCCAUCACCUUCUUGACCAAAGAAGACUCCUCUGUGUUCUAUGAUCUCAAACAGGCCAUUCUCGAAAGCCCAGUGUCAUCUUGUCCACCUGAGUUAGCCAACCAUCCAGAUGCCCAGCACAAACCUGGUACCAUACUUACCAAGAAAAGGAGGGAGGAGACCAUCUUCGCUUAACUGUUUAUCAUUUCCACUCUUUUUUUAAAUAUUGGAAGAUGACAUACUUGUACAAUCCUUACUGGAUCUACUAGAAUAUGUGUUUUAAAAGUAUGGGCUGCUUUGGCAUUGAAAGACACUUGACACAUUGUCUGGAAUGUUCUAUUUUAAUGAACAAGUAGCACAAAAAUGAUAUUGUGCCACAAAUGCUAUAAUAUGUAGAUAUUUUGUGCUUUAUUGAGAUAUUACAAGAGGGAAUAUUGUGUGGAAAAUAUUUUACAGAUCAUUAGUUUGGUUGGGCUACAUGGUCUGUUUUAGUUGAUCUAAAACAGAGGAACAGGAAUCUGUCCCUUUACUUUGAGUGUGUCACUGCAUUAAAUGGACUUAAGAAGAUACUGCAGACCGAGUAUACUCACUUUUUUUUUUUUUUUUUUUUAUUUGAUUUCUUCUUUAAACAUUUUAAAUAAAGAAUACCCACCUUUUGGAUGUCCAUCAUUUGUUGGAGUACCAGAGCGGUUGGCACACACAAAUAUAUACUGAGCAGUCGGUUUCCUUGGGGAAAAAAAAAAUAAAACUUUGUUUCCCUGCUUGUUUCUCUUUUCCUACAAGUGGAAGGAAAACAAGGAUUGGUGGUGCAAUAGUGCAUGUACUUUUAGUAUUUUCAUCAAAAGUCAUACAUCUUGCAUUACACAAAAAUCAGGACGAAAAGCCAGUGCGUUUGUGACAUGUCUGUGUAGAGAACCCUACUAAAGAUUUGUAAAAUUAUAGUGUGCAGUUGACAAAUUAUCGAUUGUAAAACAUAAAUUUAAAAAUCGUUCACAUCCUCUUGGAUUUUAGCAGUGUCCUGCCAUGGUUGGUUUCUUGCCAUGUACCAUGUGACUAUUCUGGCCUGGUGCCCUUUAAUUGUACGGUAGUUUAUGCAGGAGAUACUUAGAGGAGCUGUCAGCCCAGGCGCGCUCAACCAUAGCCCCCCAGUUGUAAUUUCCAAAGAUUUUCCAAGUAAAAUAAUACUUGGAGAACCAUGUCAGGGCUGCUUUUCUGUUCUUGACACUUAAUACACUUGGAUAUUUAAAAUUGCAUCCUGCAUAUCCUCAGCUCCUGAACUUUUUUUUUUUCUGAUCUUUGGAAAGCUGCAUCACUGCCGCUUCUUAUGUCAUGCUCCCACAUUCAUACACAUUGCUAUUAAAGGGAUACAAAAGGAAAGUGUAGCUUAUGUUUGCAGUCUGCUGUAACUGAAUUGUCAUGUUUUUUUCUGUCAAACACAAUGUUCUACUUUACAGAAUCUAUCUUAAGUAUUCUUUAAAAUUCCUGAACUGUCACUUACUAAAUAUUAAGUCUCUAUUGAGCCAUCUGUAUGAAGAUAUCUUUUGUGGUUGUAAAUACAUCUGUUGACAUUGUA